Molecule: messenger RNA, 2853 nt
Organism: Neoarthrinium moseri
Lineage: Eukaryota; Fungi; Ascomycota; Sordariomycetes; Amphisphaeriales; Apiosporaceae
Exons: 1
Coding region: 1-2853 (950 amino acids)
Source: RefSeq, a predicted model, not a curated record
AUGGCAAGUAGCACGACAGCUGCACCAGCCGUCUCGGAAUUGACCCCUCAGGCUUCCUCCGCAAGUCCUGCCGUCGCGAGCAACACGCCUGUGCAUCACAAUGGCUCUGCCACCCCGGGAGUCGACGGGGUCAUCCAUCCCGGCCUACGGAUGGACGUGAGAACGAGCAAUGGCGCACAGCGCGACGGCCGCGUACGCAACCCGAUCCCCAGCAAGCUCAAGGGUAAGACGGACGACAAGAAGGGGAACUUCAAUGUCAUGCACAUGGACAUUUCAAACACCAACGAGAGCCAGGCCAGAUACGACGCUGCGAAGCGCAACAGUGAGAACACAGCCCUCCAGGCCAGACUUGCCGAGACCGACCACUACGUUUCGCACCACAGGAGGGCCAACUACUCUCGGACCAGAACUCCUGGGAAGGAGUCUUCUACCCCAGCCCCGCCUCCUCUGCUGCCGCCGCCCCGGACGCUGGCCCUGACCCCCGAAGAGACAAAGGCGGAACAGGCGCGCCUUCUUACGCUACUUCGGACUCUACCCCAUGCCAACAUCGUGGACCAGCUUUGCAAGGCAUUGGCCUUCUUUGGUGGUAUACCGGAUGCUCCUCCUCCGCAGGACGGCAAGUUCCCCGAGAGCGGCGAAGCCAAUGGGCCAGGCUCCCUAUUUGUUGGCUGGAUAUCCGAGAUCUUUCCGGAUCUCGAACGCCCUCGCAGACCCACCAUCACGCUAUCUGCGCCGCCCAAGCGUCCCAGAGGCCGACCAAAGGGCAGCAAGGCCACGAAAGCCAGACGGGAUAAAGGCAUCAAGAAGGGGUCCAAGGCGGGCGAGGGUAGUUCCGCGGCAGCUGCAUCUGCGAACCAGCAGAACGGGGAUGAUGAAGGCUGGGUUGAUAUGGACGAUAGCGUGGUAAAUAUGGAUGAUCGAGACGACACUGUGGAAGACCGGGUGCUGAGCCUACUUGCAACGCCUCCACAUGCACAGUCGAGAGCAGCGCCAAAUGCGACUCCUGCUACAGCCUCUACCGGUUUCACAUCUAUUAAUCCUGCCCUGGCGGAGCCUGCAUCGGCCAGCAAAAGGCGCGGUCGGCCCAAGGGCUCGAAAAAUCGACCUAAAGAGCAGGGCAUGGAGGAACCGUUACAACAUGUGCAGUCCACGCCCAUUGCUGCACCGACUGCUGCUGCCACACUCCAGCCUGCUGCUUCUGCCGCCAUUUCUGGCCCGGUUGGCCCAGCAAACUCUUCGAAAAAGGCCAGCGGCGCGCGACCGAAGGGCGGAAAGAAAUCGAAGGCUGGAAAUGAUUCGACACCACAAGGCUCUGCAGCAGCCCAGCCGAACCCGCUGCCCGCUCAGACUAGCACCUCGUAUAUACCACCUCCCACCUUGCCGCUUGCUGCUACGAGACCGUCCGUGCCGAUUAAUUCCCAGAACCCCAUUGUCAACGGAAGUGGGAGUAAGAACAAACGCACGCAGCUGCCCACACAAACGCAAUCGGCGGCGCCCGCGCCCCAGGCGACACAACCUCUGCCUCAAGUCAAGGAGUCUACGGUGAGCGCCAAGAGGAAGCGUCAGAGCAACAAGUCUGCCGCCGCAAACGGAGCCACAGCUGGUGCGAACAACACCGGCGGCGCAGCGAGCCAUGGGCCUCCACAGGCUCUGUCGACAACUCCAGGUCUAGCUUCAAGUAACAUCGCCCAGCCCCAGGCUCAAUUGGCUGAAAGCCAUGGACGACAGAGCCCCGUGGUGGCGCCGCCUGCAAAGCGCCCUCGCAAAUCGAAUGCUGCCGCCUCGAAGCGUCAAGCAGCGACGGCUGGACCAGCUGUGGCUGGUUCCUCGUUACCAGUUGCCAUAGAAUCGUCCCCGGUGCAACAGCCCGCCCAGCAACCCCCGGCUGCUCAACACCAUAAGCCAGCGGAGGGGCUUGCAGCUCAUCUUGACCGGUUUGCCGCUCUUCAGAAUAACAAUGAACACACGCAGGCAUACAGCAGUCAACAUCAGGCUCAACCACAGCCACAACAACACGCGAGUAUGUCUAGCAGUCACUCGACUGCUCCUGCUGCGGAAGGGCUUGAGGCACAUUAUGAACGGUUCCAGAAUCGUCAACAGUCUGCUCAGCAGGGAGGAACUAUGCGGCAACAGUCAAGGCAGAAUCAACCACAGGGGGCAUCUGUAUCCCCCGCACCAUCGCAGGCUUCAAAGCCUCAGGUAACCACCCUGCCAUCGCAGCAGCAAACCCGACAGCCGUCGAAUACUCCAAACUACUAUAACCAAAGCCCGACUGGAGCAUACACCGUGCAGCAGGGAUCAUACACCACGAAUCCGCGUCAAUCUCAGAGCACUAGCACGAGCUCGCCUGGCACUGCUCUUGUAUCUCAUGUAACACAUUCACCACAAUUUGGCUCGCAAAGCACGAAUUCCCCCCUUCUGAGCGCCGACAAUACUUUCCGAGGCUCACCAUCCAUGGGUUUUGCUCCUCGGCGCACUCCUUCAGCCUCGCCGAUGGAUAAUAACUAUCGGGCUAGCGGUGUAGCAAACCAAACCUCGCAUUUCAACAACCCGCGCCAGACACCCACGACGGCCGCGCACUCAGGAGUCAGUCCUGGGUUCCAGUCCUUCCCAGAUAACGGCCUGUUUGAUCUGCAAGGCUUUGACUCCACAGCCAACCACAAUACGAUAGGCCUGGGCGCUACCGGCUCCUACGGCAUGGGUCCUGCCAACGUGCAACGCAAUAACAGCACCUCUAACAGCGCCUCGGCGUAUGCAAAUGCGUCCAUGGCGAAUGGAGCUUACGACCAGGGCGGACUCAGCAAGGGGACGAUGAACACUGGCUACCGUGGCCAGCAGGCCCGGUGGUCAUGA